AUGCCUAACGCCAACCGUCAGGCCAACAUUUUUAAUCAGGACAAUUCGACCGUUGAUCAACCAAGCUCAGACGUUGCUGAAUCUAACAACAAUGACAAGAACAACCAGCCGACCGCUACGACGUUCAACUUGUCACGUUCUUCGCAGCACAACUUAUGCAUCGCAGUGCUCGUCACCUGCAGAGGCAAAGAGCCACGUUAUCAGUUGGUCGUCUGA
Molecule: messenger RNA, 216 nt
Organism: Soboliphyme baturini
Lineage: Eukaryota; Metazoa; Nematoda; Enoplea; Dioctophymatida; Soboliphymatidae
Source: the annotation of a GenBank genome assembly